Molecule: messenger RNA, 1079 nt
Organism: Aspergillus pseudonomiae
Lineage: Eukaryota; Fungi; Ascomycota; Eurotiomycetes; Eurotiales; Aspergillaceae
Product: Alpha/Beta hydrolase protein
Exons: 1
Coding region: 1-1005 (334 amino acids)
Molecular function (GO): hydrolase activity
Source: RefSeq, a predicted model, not a curated record
AUGAGUCUAUUGUUCUAUCUAAAAGUAUAUGUUCUACGCCUCCUAACUCGCCUAUUCGCUUGGCUUGAUCGAAGAGGCGGCCCCUUGCGACCACCUGGCCCAAGUUUGAAAGUGAACAUCCCGUCGAGACUUUCCGCUUUCAAAGGAUCAUUCGAUGUGUUUUUCUAUUUCCCACCCGGCUAUGACCGCAACAAUUCUAAGGAAAAUGGGUACCCAAUCGUUGUGAACUCUCAUGGCGGAGGUUAUUGCGUUGGGCAUGCUCGCGACGAUGAACGUUUCAUUGCUGAGUUGACAUCUCGCGGUGCUGUCGUUGCAAGCGUCAAUUACCGUCUAGCACCUGAGAGUCCAUAUCCAGUCGCCAUCGAAGAUUGUUUAGACGCACUGCUUUAUAUCUGGCGCAACGCAGCCUCUUUCCAGAUUGACAAGCAUCGAACGGUUCUCUCCGGCUCAAGUGCCGGUGGCCAUCUUGCCUUCGCUUCACUUCUCAUGCUAUGGAAGAGGAUGAAGGAUAAAACCCUCCGGGUUGAUAAUGCACACAUGGGAACUGUCAAAGGAUUAAUGGCGUUUUAUCCAGUCAUGGAUAUGACCAAGAGCCGUGCUGAGCGUGCUCAAUCCAAUCCAGCAUUUUUAGCAUUGAAAAGAAAGCCACCAUCAUCAUCGAAACUUAUCGGAUCUGUUUUCGAUGAGGCUUUCUUUUGGAAACUAGAACAAAAGCCAGACAAAGGCUUUAUGUACCUCUCUCCCGGACUUGCGCCUGAGGAUGCGCUCAAAGAGGCAUUACCCCCUAUUAUAUCAUUCAAACUUGCGGGCCUUGACUACCUCUUGAGCGAGGAGAAAGAAGCAUUUCGUCGACUGAAACAGCUGGGAAAGAAUGUUGACUGUGAAGUUGUAGAAGGGGUUCCCCAUUAUUGGGACCAUAUGGCAAGAACAGAGGAGAUGAGGGAACUGAGGGACAGAUUCUUGGGAACGGCAGCGGAGGAGAUAGAGAAAAUAUGGCAGAGCUGAGGGAAGGAAAAAAGCAUUAUUAGAAGCUAGUUUUUGACUGCGGUGGAGAAAUUGUGGCGGAGCGGGGUACCAAU